Melanotaenia boesemani (Boeseman's rainbowfish) is the source of this 1508-nucleotide messenger RNA. RefSeq names its product translocase of outer mitochondrial membrane 40 homolog (yeast) (gene tomm40). Gene Ontology annotation, biological process: protein import into mitochondrial matrix. The transcript is spliced from 9 exons. Lineage: Eukaryota; Metazoa; Chordata; Actinopteri; Atheriniformes; Melanotaeniidae. Gene Ontology annotation, cellular component: mitochondrial outer membrane; mitochondrial outer membrane translocase complex. Gene Ontology annotation, molecular function: transmembrane protein transporter activity. The record is from RefSeq and is a predicted model, not a curated record. Bases 117 to 1145 code for a protein of 342 amino acids.
AAGUUACGGUAAAUUGGGCGGGCGGUUGUGACUACGGUCACGGACGUUGGCGUGAACUUUGCCGGUGUGGAACUAUCCCUGGACCCUAAUCGUCUACUCUGUUACAUUGUCAGAGUAUGGGCAGUGUGUUGGCUGCCGCCUCCCCCAGUCCAGCUCCUGCUGCAGCUGGAGGUGGUCAAGGGGUCCCAGGGUUGGUGUCGGUCCCUCCCGGGUUCACUAUGCCACCUGUGUCUUCCGUCCCUCCAACAUCUGAAUCUGGUCAGCAGACAGCAGAGACGGAUUCUCAACUCCCAAAUCCAGGCACAUAUGAGGAAUGUCACCGGAAAUGUAAAGAGGUAUUUCCUCUGCAAAUGGAAGGGGUGCGGUUAGUGGUAAACAAGGGCCUGAGUAACCACUUCCAGGUCAGCCAUACUAUCACCCUCAGCACCCUGGGAGAUUCUGGCUAUCGAUUUGGUUCCACUUAUGUUGGCAGUAAACAAACCGGACCAGCAGAGUCAUUUCCAGUCAUGGUGGGCGAUAUGGACAACACUGGCAGUCUGAACGCCCAGAUCAUCCACCAGCUUACAAAUACUGUACGCUCCAAAAUAGCCAUCCAGACUCAGCAGCAUAAGUUUGUAAAUUGGCAGUGUGACAUGGAGUAUCGUGGUCAGGACUUCACCUCUGCUGUGACACUUGGAAAUCCAGAUGUUCUUGUUGGAUCAGGCAUUGUGGUUGCCCACUAUCUCCAGUCAAUCACACCUGCACUGGCUCUGGGUGGAGAGUUGGUAUAUCACAGGAGACCUGGAGAAGAGGGAACUGUGUCCUCCUUCUUGGGCAGGUACACAGGUGAGAAGUUUGUUGCAACUUUAACUUUAGGAGGUGCAGGAGCUCAUGCUACAUACUAUCACAAAGCCAAUGACCAGCUGCAGGUAGGGGUUGAAUUUGAAGCCAGCACAAGGAUGCAAGACACCACGGCAUCCUUUGGUUACCAGCUGGACCUCCCUAAAGCUAAUUUGCUUUUUAAAGGCACAGUUGAUAGCAACUGGGUAGUUGGGGCAACCCUUGAAAAGAAACUGGUGCCGCUGCCUCUCACACUGGCCCUGGGGGCUUUCCUGAACCACCGCAAGAACAAGUUCCAGUGCGGCUUUGGUGUCACCAUUGGCUAAAGGUGCACAUGCUGCCUGGAACCAGCUCACAGGCCACAGCUUGGACUGGCACAGGGACACACAGGAACCUGAACUAAGUUUUAGGAAUUGGAUUCUAAGACUCUCUUACAGCUGUGAUAUUUGGAUCUGACAGAGAGACAAAGACAACGAUCAAGGAGCCAGGACUGACCAAGCCAUGCCUACAUACUGUAGCACAAAUGUCUUUGCUGUAUGGUGUAUUGGAUAUACCCAGUGGCUAGAGUGAUGUAUAUCAGAAGGCUUCAGGUGACGCAUGAGAACAUGUGAUGUGAAAAUUUAAGUGGUAAGACAUAAUAUAUGGUGAUCAUGUAUGGAUUGAAAUAAAUGUGAUUACAUUUUGUACAA